AUGGAGCUGCCGGAUCCAUUACGUCAGCGGCUGGGAAACUUCAGCAGAACUGUGUUCCGCGACUAGCCGGAGUACAGUGAGGGUUCGGAUAAUGAAAUGAGCUCCAAUUUGGCCCUACAGAUGUCACUUUAUUUUAACACUUACUUUUUCCCACUUUGGUGGGUGGCCGCCAUUAUGAUGCUUCAUAUGAAGUAUUCAUUCUUGCCUGAUUACUAUAAAUUCAUUGUGAUCACUAUUAUCGUCCUUAUAACCCUAAUUGAAGCUAUCCGAUUGUACCUGGGCUACAUGGGUAACCUGCAGGAGAAGGUACCUGAACUGGCAGGCUUUUGGCUCUUGAGCCUUCUGCUGCAGUUGCCUUUAAUUCUUUUCUUGCUGUUGAAUGAAAGCCUAACGAACCUGCCCUUGGAAAAAGCAAUGCAUAUCAUCUUCACUAUCUUCCUUACUUUCCAAGUUAUUUCAGCGUUUCAUACCUUGAAGAAAAUGGUCAAUCAGUUGGCAGCUCGUUUCCACCUCCAAGACUUUGACUGGCUCUCUGCAAACAGAGGAGAUGCGAGAAGAAUGAUGUCAUGUAUAGAAGAGAUUUAAUCCAGCGCUGUUGAGAGAAAAUCUCAAAGAUUUUAGAAGACUGUAAAAGUUGGGAAACAUCGGAGAUCUAGCAUGAGAAAAAGGAUAAAGCUAGUGUUUUGAACUGUAUUCCCUGUAGCUCUGAAAUUCCCAGAUGAGGGCAAUGCUAAAGCUUCCUGUACUACAUAAAAGCAGUAUACUAACCCUAAAACCUAUGUGAU
Molecule: messenger RNA, 785 nt
Organism: Octodon degus (degu)
Lineage: Eukaryota; Metazoa; Chordata; Mammalia; Rodentia; Octodontidae
Product: transmembrane protein 17
Biological process (GO): non-motile cilium assembly
Cellular component (GO): ciliary transition zone
Source: RefSeq, a predicted model, not a curated record